Molecule: messenger RNA, 1643 nt
Organism: Chrysoperla carnea
Lineage: Eukaryota; Metazoa; Arthropoda; Insecta; Neuroptera; Chrysopidae
Gene: Tmem18
Product: transmembrane protein 18
Exons: 4
Coding region: 3-428 (141 amino acids)
Cellular component (GO): nuclear membrane
Source: RefSeq, a predicted model, not a curated record
UCAUGGAUUCACAAUUUAUUGAAAUGAAUGAAAUAUCUGGUGUUUGGACGUUUUUAAAAAGUAUUGAAUGGCAAGAUCCUUGGCUUAUUUGUUUGAUUGUAUUUCAUGUAAUUAUUACAUUAAUGGCCUUAUUAACAAAGAAUUAUGGAAAUUUUCAAAUUGUCUUGUUUUUAGUUCUUUUAGUAAUGGUUUAUUUCUCAGAAAAUAUUAAUGAAAUAGCGUCGCUUAAUUGGAAGAAAUUUUCCAGGCAGCAAUACUUUGAUAGUAAAGGCCUUUUUAUAUCAAUAGUAUUUUCAGUUCCUAUAUUAUUAAACUGUAUGCUUAUGGUGGGUCAAUGGCUAUACCAAUCCACUCAACUAAUGACAAAAUUAAAACGAGCUCAAUUACGAGAGAAACUUAAACAACAAAAUAAUAUUAAACAAGAUUGAGAAGAAUUUUAAAUUGGAAUAUGAGAGACAAAUGUGCCAGAUCUAUUAAAUUAUCACAAAACUUUAAAAAAAAUACGGUGUAACAGCAAUAACACCCAAGAGCAAAGAAUUUUACAACUACGUUAAAAUCGGAAACGCCUCUUAGAGCUACAUGGUAUAAAAACGUUAUUGGCUCGAUUUUAUCGAAUGAUAUCAUUGAAAAUGAACUGUUGACAUGAAUUGUCAUACAUGCCUAGGUUGUGACUACUGUGUCUUCAUCGAAUCCACGGUUACUUAUGAAUCAUUGUCGAUCCCAGAAUACUCCAAAACAAAUAAAUACAUAUAUGUGACUAUGUAUCGAUUAUGAGUGAUAGAGUUAAAGGGUGGAAGUCUCUAAAGGCAGUUAAACUAAAAAAGUGGAACUUUUAAAGAGGAAAAUAGUGAAGAUUCAAUAAAUGGCCUAUAUGAUAUAUGCUAUAUGGCGUUGGUGUAGAUUUAACUUGAAGUAUUCUGUUUUGAUUGAACUUAGGUCUUUUGAAUUGAAUACGUACAGGAUAUAUUAAUAAUACCGUUAAAUGAAAAAAAUCACUAAUAUGAACAAGGCUUUUACCAAACGCAUAGUUUAAAAUUACAAAUAAUAAAUUCUACAGGGGCGUUUUAGUAAAUUUCUUCUAUUUGAAGGCUACAUUUUAUGAACAGAGUCUGCCUUCCUUUCUAACUCUAACGUCUAUAGACUCGACCAGGAAGGUGUUAGAUACAUACAAUACGAUUACAAGUCUGUUUGUGAGACUCUGAUGGCGUAAGUAUAUUACUAACAAGUUUAAAAAAACUAAAUACCAUUUAUAUUUUAAACAUAGUAAUUACAUAUUUACUCGCUGGAUUAUAAAGAUACAAUACGGUCACUCUGCACUUAAGGGACUCUAGCAGUGUCCCUUUAAUGUUUAAUGUAAUAUAAAUUUUUAUCCGCUAGGCACCACCUUAGUAGGCCAUAACUUAUUUAAUUCACUCACAGAUGGCGACACUAUAGUUAGCAAUAUAUCUUAAACCUCUUAUAUUUAUCUAACCUUCGUGGUAUCGAUGUAAACUAUGAAAUAUGACAGUUUAUUGAUCAUAAAAAUAAUAAUAAUUUGCGACAUAUUAUCUUUUAAGAUUUAAGUAUUUGAUGAAGACAUUGGUAUAUACAGUGUCCCCCCGGAUAGAGGUAACUUUACUUGUUCAUUUUCUUAUUUUGCAUUU